AUAAAAAUAGCAGAGUGUCACUGUGCUUGGGUCACUCCAGCUCUGUUUGGCUCCGAUACUUCUUGAUUUUACAACAGACCUAUUAGGAACUUCAUAAGUAAAAAAAAAAAAGGUCUGCUUCAAUUUCUUGUAGGAUUAUUAUGGCUGAGUCGAGUUUCCCUUUACCCCCAGAAGCCAUCUGCCCUCUUUGUGUGGAUCCACAGACAGACCCGGUCACCAUCCCAUGUGGGGACACUUACUGCUUGGAGUGUAUCAAGAUCUACUGGGAUCAGUUUGACCAUAUGGGGGUUUACAGCUGCCCUCAAUGCAGAGCAACCUUCACACCGAGGCCCGUGCUGCGACGCAAUCUACCGGAUGUCUAUCACGAGCCCCGCCGCCAACUUCCAGAGCUCACGCCUUUCCCCUACAUGCAUCGGGAGUCCUUCUGUGAUUUCUGCGUGGGUCGGCGCAACAAGGCGGUCAAAUCCUGCCUCAUGUGCCUGGCUUACUACUGUGAAACCCACGUCAAACCACAUUACGAGUCAUCCACCUUCAAGCGUCACAAGCUGGUGGACGAAACUGGCCACCUGGACAGGAAGAUCUGCCCACAGCACGAGAAGGGCCUGGAGCUGUUCUGCCGCUCAGACCAGAUGUGCAUAUGUGUAUUGUGCACUGUUCGAGAGCACCGCAGCCACAAUAUCACCUCUGCGGAGGAGGAGCGCAUCGACAAACAGAAAGUCCUGGUGGGGACGCAGUCUGAGGUCCAGCACAUAAUUCAGGAGAGGACGAAAGAGCUGCAGGAGCUCAAGCAUAAUGUUGAUGUUCUCAAAAGCUGCGCCCAGCGGGCCCAAGCCGAGAGUGAUAAGACGUUCCACGAGAUGCUACAGGCGGUGGAGCGCUGGAAGGCUGAAAUCCAUCAGAUGAUAACAGCCAAUAUGCAAGCAGCCAUGUCCCAAGCUGACAGCUACGUGGAGCGUCUGGAACAGGAGAUACUCGAGCUGCAGAGAAGAGAUGCGGAGCUGAGGCAGAUUCUUGAAACAGAAGACAACAUUCACUUUCUGCAGAAUUUCCCAACCCUGUGCGUUGCUCCGGAAGCCAUGGUGCCCAAAGUCCUCAUCAACCCUCAGUUCUCCUUCAGUGAGAUGAGUAAAACGGCCUUAGAAAUGAAGGAACAUAUCGAUGAUAUCUGUAAAAAGGAACUCAGUCAAAUCUCCAAGACAGUGAGCGAAACGCCUGUGUACAUCCUUUUGCCAAGAAAUGGUGACAAACGCCUCAAAGUUCCGAACAGAGUCGACUUUCAGGAGCCAAAAUCAAGAUCCGACUUCUUAAGAUACUCCUGUAAGAUGUCCUUUGAUGCAAAUACGGCCUAUAAGGAGCUGGUCCUGUCAGAUGGGAACCAGAGGGUCACCAGGAAGAAAACAAUCCAGUUUUAUCCUGAUCAUCCGGAACGUUUCGACGGCUUCUCCCAAGUGCUGUGCAAGGAGCCACUUACUGGUUUCAGAUUUUACUGGGAGGUUGAGUGGAGCGGUGAGUUUUCCCUCGGAGUGGCCUAUAAAAGCAUCAGUCGCAAGGGGAAAAACUCACACAGUCUGCUGGGCUACAACAGCAAGUCUUGGAGUCUGCUCUGCUCUGACUCUGGAUAUUCCGCUUGGCACAAUAAAGCAGACCGUGACCUUGCGAAUGCUCCCCGUGCAUCACGAAUUGGCGUGUACCUGGACUAUUCUGGUAACACGGUGGCGUUUUACUCCGUCUCAGAAACGAUGGAGCUCAUCCAUAGAUUCAAAGCUCAGUUCAGUGAACCUUUGUAUGCAGGCUUUGGUGUGGGGUCCUCAGUUACUCUUUGUCAACUCAAACAGAGUCCUACACCUUACUAAGAUAUCGUUUGUUUUAUAGAGUGAAGUCCAUGUUGUAUUAUUUUUUAUAAUUAUAAAUAUGCAGGGGUUUUAUUGUGAUAGUGUAGUAAAAAAAAUCUGAGGGGAGUGUUUUUUUAAGAUGUGAAUAUCUUCGUUUUUUGCAAUUAUUGCCUUCUUCAAUGUUGAUUUCGAACAAGUGAGUGAAAUGAUCCCUAAUUCAAAUAAACAAGUAUGUCAUGGAUCUGUUUGUGACCAACAGGUGAAACUGUAAGGCUCUUCUUGCAGCGGCACACCUGUUGGCCGUGAUGUGAUUAGUAGGUUCUCUGUUAAAAGGACUCCCGGCCCGACCACUCGGUGUCGGGUCAUUGUUGCUGUCACUGUUUUCUGUUGUUGCUUCUGUGUGUUACUGCCAUGGAUUUUUGUUUGUAUUGCUUUCACUUUAUUUUUGUGUCUGCCAUGUUACAUUGUAUUCAUGUUGUUUCAGGACUUUGUUUUGGAUUUAGUUUUCUUACUGUUUGACGAAUACAUGUUGUCAAGUU
This is a messenger RNA of Hippocampus zosterae (dwarf seahorse), 2371 nucleotides long. It is a transcript of the gene ftr84, whose product is annotated as finTRIM family, member 84. NCBI's taxonomy places the organism in Eukaryota, Metazoa, Chordata, Actinopteri, Syngnathiformes, Syngnathidae. Gene Ontology annotation, molecular function: zinc ion binding; protein binding. The record is from RefSeq and is a predicted model, not a curated record. Bases 141 to 1853 code for a protein of 570 amino acids. The transcript is spliced from 7 exons.